CACACUGGCAAAACAAUGAUGACGACACAAACAAUUCGCUUUAUAUCUUUCUUGCGGCCUUAAAAAUGCGCAAGCACGCUGGCAGCGCACCGUACCCCCACGUAAUUGGAACAAAUGUUUGCUGAACCACAUCCACUUCUGCCCACUCAAUGUAAGCGCCAACGUCUCUUCCACCGCCGCCGUCGUCGUCGCCGCCGCCGGAUUAUUUUGUUUACAAUUUUGCUUACACAAGUGCAGUCGUCGAAAGCGCUAAGUUUCGGAGUAACAAUACGACCCCGCUCUUUGUCUGCCUAUCGUUUUUGCAUACGCGGCCAGACGCCCACUAGGAACCGAAACGGAAUUCGAAAGCGAAGCCCAGAGUCCAGUGAAAGCGCGUAGAAUUGCCGGCAAGAUGUUGGCCCACUCCGCCCAUGUGAUGACGCUGGCCAACAGCAUCAUUGGCGUCGGCAUCCUGGCCAUGCCCUUCUGCUUCCAGAAGUGCGGCAUCCUGCUGUCCAUCGUGCUCCUGGUGCUGAGCAACGGCAUCACCCGCGUGUGCUGCCACUAUCUUAUCAAAACCUCGCUGCUGACACGUAGGAAGAGCUUCGAGAUGCUGGGUCUCCAUGCUUUCGGCCUGUCCGGCAAGUUGCUGGUGGAGCUGUGCAUCAUUGGCUACCUGAUCGGAACGUGCAUCACGUACUUCGUGGUCGUCGGCGAUCUGGGGCCGCAGAUAAUCGCCAAGAUUUUCACUCUAAACGUGGCGGAUCAUCUGCAUUUGCGGAGUUUGGUCAUGAUAGUGGUCACGGUGGUCUGCAUAGUGCCCCUGGGCAUGCUCCGGAAUGUGGACAGCUUGUCCGCCGUGUGCACCGCCUCCAUUGGCUUCUACGUCUGCCUCAUACUGAAGAUCGUGCUGGAGGCCCAGCCCCACAUCUCGGCCAACGACUGGACUGACAAGGUGCUCUACUGGGAGCCAGCGGGCGUGCUGCAGUGCCUGCCCAUCUUCAGCAUGGCGCUUUCCUGCCAAAUGCAACUGUUUGAGGUCUUUGAAAGCAUAAACAACCAGAGUCUCGACAAGCUAAACGGCAUCGUACGCAAUGCCACUUGGAUCUGUACCUUUGUUUACAUAUCCGUUGGCUUUUUCGGAUAUGUGGCCUUCUGUACACACACCUUUUCGGGUAACAUUCUGGUGAACUUGUCGAACUCCUUUGGCAGCGAUAUCAUAAAAAUAGGUUUUGUGCUGUCGAUUGCCUUUAGCUUUCCUCUGGUUAUCUUUCCCUGCAGGGCCAGUCUCUAUUCGCUCCUAUACAGAAAGGGUCACUCUGAGAGCAGUAGUUACAUACCUGAGCAACGCUUUCGGUUUAUCACUGUCUUCAUUGUUGUCUUUUCGCUAUGCGUGGCAUUGGUAAUUCCUUCAGUGGAGCUGAUCAUUGGAUUGGUGGGCUCUACUAUUGGCGUGGCCAUUUGCAUUAUGUUUCCCGCCUCCAGUUUUCGAAAAAUCAUCAAAAAGGAAUCAAUGGAGCGUACGCUGGCCCAGUUUGUAUUUGUAAGUGGAUUUCUCUUGAUGAUCCUUGGAACCUAUGCCAACCUGAGUGCUAUUGAUGAGAAGAGCUCGGGCCCGGAGUUCGAUAUGGUUCCGAUAGUUACUCCCCUGUAUCCCGAUGGUCAAGUUCCCGCUGUCGUCGGCGAGCUGCCCAAACAUUUGGCCAAAGAUCCAAUUGACAACGAUCAAAAUCUAUUGCUGAAAAAGCUGGAGGUCCAGAACCCAGAAUUAAUAAAGGAAACUGUGGAAGAAAAGAUACUUGACAAGUCAAAGGUAGAGCAAACCGCUUCCUCUGACAACCCACCGCUGCCUCCACUGCCCAUCGAUGAAGUCCAUGUAGUCCCCAUAGAUAGUAAUAAUGGUGAAAGUGAUCUUAAAAAACAACCAGAUACUGUCAUAGCCGUAAACCCACCAGAAGCCAAACCAGUCGAUGUCAACCUGACCGCAGAUAAGCCCAAGGAGAAGCCCCCUGCUCUAGUGGCAGCACUGCUGGAUAAUCCGAAGGACGGAUCCAGUCCGUUAGUAGCAAGCAACACAAUUGAUGGAGCGGCCAUCAAAAAAGAAGAGGAAGUUGCUGCCGAGGAGCAAAAGGAGAGUAAAGCUAGUGCGGAUGAGCUGCUCAAGACGCAGAAAGAGCUUAAAGAGACCAAGAAACUGCUGGCCAAAACAGUGGGCGAGUUGAACGAAGAGCUGGCGAAAAACAAUCCACUUAGCCAGGGACCUUUGGAGAUAGAAAAGAAGGAUCCCUUAGAGACCGUUGGUAAAGUUGCUGAAGAGGCAAAGAAACUGGAAGAUUUGCAUAAGGAGUCACCUGUUGCAAAGAAAAAAGACGUGCGCAAACCCAAGGCAUCCUUAAUGGACAUACUUACCGAAAAUACUCAUUUACGCGAUGAGAAGGAAGCCCAUGCCGGCGUUUUCGAACCUCUCUCCUACAAAACCGGCGAGUUACUCAGGAACACAAGCAUAGACACAGCCGCUCUAAUCAAACGAUUACCUAUCCCUUUGGCCCUAAUGGUAAAUGCAACUCAGCCCAAGGCGAUAAAUGACACGGAAAUUAAGAAGCCCAACCUUGAAGACAACGUGGAAGCCAUCCGCCGGGAGCUGCUUAACCUUCGAACUUCGAAAGAUUCGACGGAGCAACCACCGACGAGAGUUAAACGUCAGGCUGCCGAGGAGGAAAACUGCCUCCGUCAGCCUAAACUCGAUGAAGUGAAUAACAAUGUGGCCGCAGCUGCCUUAAGCUUGAACUUGGAGAGUAUUGGACGCGAUCUCAAGUCCAUCAAAGAUUACGAUGCCGAGAUAACCACUGAAAACGAAUCCUACCAAGCGAGUCCAAAUGGAACCCAAACUCCGCUGCUUACGUAAUGUGGAUAGUCUAAAAGUUAUGCAAAGCUUUAUGUACAUAAACUUUACAAGUAUUUAUUUAGUUUAUAAGAGAUUAUAGACUACAGGUAUAUACAUACAAAUAUAUACAGUUCAUAUGA
Drosophila biarmipes is the source of this 3003-nucleotide messenger RNA. RefSeq names its product putative sodium-coupled neutral amino acid transporter 10. Lineage: Eukaryota; Metazoa; Arthropoda; Insecta; Diptera; Drosophilidae. Gene Ontology annotation, molecular function: amino acid transmembrane transporter activity. Gene Ontology annotation, biological process: amino acid transmembrane transport. Bases 392 to 2884 code for a protein of 830 amino acids. The record is from RefSeq and is a predicted model, not a curated record. The transcript has 6 exons.